Molecule: messenger RNA, 2238 nt
Organism: Pecten maximus
Lineage: Eukaryota; Metazoa; Mollusca; Bivalvia; Pectinida; Pectinidae
Product: cytochrome P450 2H2-like
Exons: 4
Coding region: 594-1664 (356 amino acids)
Biological process (GO): xenobiotic metabolic process
Cellular component (GO): cytoplasm; intracellular membrane-bounded organelle
Molecular function (GO): heme binding; oxidoreductase activity, acting on paired donors, with incorporation or reduction of molecular oxygen, reduced flavin or flavoprotein as one donor, and incorporation of one atom of oxygen; iron ion binding
Source: RefSeq, a predicted model, not a curated record
UGUGCUAAGCUGCCGAAAUUCAGCGAUCGAUGUUCAGACGUGUCACCAGCUCCAUGAUCUAAAUAUAAGUACUGGAUCCUUUAUAUAUAACGCGCGCAAGAGGCGUAUUUUCUUAUAUUAUGAGGGCCAAGAUUAGGCCUAACCUGACCAAUGUCGUCGUCAGCAUGACGAGGCGUGUCAACAACUAGGACGUGCAGGUCACAGCAAAAAUAGUUUUGAGGGACGAAGGAUCUCAGGAGAUUUACUAUAGUAACUUAACAAAUACCUCACUGAAGCUAGAGCUAGUGUCCCUAGUGUUGUGUAUGGGACAACUGAAGCUAGAGCUAUUGUCCCUAGUGUUGUGUAUGGGACAUUAAAUGUGCAUUCUGACACGCAGGAUCCAAGAAUAUGUAUACAAAUGAUUGAUAUACCAUAAGAUAUGGGCGACGUAAUCCUGAUCAGUAUGUCAAAGCAACACGAUAACUUAAUGUUGCAAUAGUUACAUUAUUUCAUAAUAUCAACGCUUGUGCUUUGUGACCCGUUGAUAGCGGUAUAUAUAUAGCUAGCGUAGACCGGGUGUAUACAUAAACAUCUGGACUCAUUGAGACGUAACAAUGUUUGAUAUUACACUGGAACCUUUAACUGGCUCAAGUGGACUAGUAUGGACACUUUUCGUUCUAAGUGUGGCAUAUUACCUGUGGGACAGGCACAAGAGAUUGAAAUCCCUGCCCCCGGGGCCUACACCACUCCCACUACUAGGAAACAUACUUAAUUUGGCAUCUAAUGACCAGAUAGAAACUUUUCGUAAACUGCGUGGAAAGUAUGGGGACCUGGUCACUCUUCAUGUGGGGUCCAUCACAAUGGUGGCGGUCAGUGGUUACGACACACUCCGGGAACUCUUCGUCAAGCGUGGUGACGUCACGUCUGACAGACCUGACCUAUUUGCAUUCAGGGUGAUAACAAAAGGCGAAGGAAUUGCCAGCAGAUCUGGACCGGAAUGGAAGACACACAGAACAUUCGCUAUCGGAGGAAUGAGGGAUUUUGGCUUCGGCAAGAAAAGUAUAGAGGGAAAAAUAAUGGAAGAAGUUGAAGUAUUUCUGAAUGUUCUUGACGAGAAACAAGGACAAGCCGUGAAUCCCGAUUCUUGUAUCCAGACCAGUGUUGCAAACAUUAUAUGUGCUAUUAUAUUCGGUAAGAGGUUCGAGCAUGGCGAUCCUGUAUUUAUAGAACUGGUAGACAUGGUAAAAGAAAACUUGUCUCUUAUCGGACCCGCUGGGAUUCUCAACCUCAUGCCUUUUCUCCGGUUUCUCCCAGGGGAUCAGUUCGGUUGUAAAAAAGUCCUUCAAAAUGCCAAAAAAGUCGAGAAGUAUCUUUACAAAUUGAUUGACGCCCAUGCGAAGGACUACGACAAGGAAAACAUUAAAGACUUCAUCGACGUUUAUUUAAAGGAGAUAAAGAAUAAAGAAGGACAGGGCACUUCCUUCACAGUGUCUCAGCUAAUGAAUUCAAUAGCAGACAUGUUUAUUGCUGGAAUGGAGACUACAACAACAACUCUUCUUUGGGCCAUUUUGUUCUUCCUUCACAACCCGGAUGUACAGGAACGUUGUCACGAGGAGGUUACGAGGGUGGUAGGAGAGGGUCGUUUCCCAUCCCUGUCAGGACAGACCACACAUGCCGUAUAUUGAGGCCACAAUCACAGAAAUUCUCAGGUGUGGAAAUAUCGCUCCGCUCGGUGUGCCACAUGCAACAAGCACUGACGUAAAUUUCAAAGGAUAUAUAAUUCCUCAAGGAACCAUGUUGAUUCCAAACAUCGGCUCUGUCCACACUGAUCCUGUUCUAUUUCCCGGAUCCGGGUAAAUUUAACCCAUCAAGAUUCAUUGACAGUGAUGGCAAAGUUCACGGAACGGAACAUGUUAUACCAUUCUUUUUCGGUCGCCGUGUGUGUAUGGGUGAGGCUCUCGCCAGGUCAGAACUGUUUCUCUUCCUAACCUCCAUGGUUCAACGGAUCCAGUUUAAAGCGAUUGACCCAAAUGAUAUCCCACCCUAUAAAAGGCGAUUUAGGAGCGACAUUCAAACCAUGUACUUAUCAAUGUGUCGCCGAGAAGAGAGUUUAGAAUAAGGACUGGUAUAUGACUGCUCUCUUUAUUCCAUUACAAUAUGUCUAUGUUUUCAUUGAUACAGUGUCUAUGCAAGACACGGUAGUAAUAGAAGUGUCGACAUUCCGACGGUGAUAUUUUUUAUAUAAAGUGUCAUAUUCAG